CGGCCUGGGCACUGAUCUCCACAGGGCCGGCUGCUGAAAGAGGCUCCAAGAGAUUGCAAAGGAUCUCAAAUACCCAAACAGAAGCCCCCAUUAAUAUUUCGGUGGCUGUCGGGCAAAGCUGAUCAGAACAAGAUUAUUGGCAGCCUGUCUGCAGAAUGCAGGCUAGAUACUCAUCUCCUGAGACUCGCUUUGACUACCCUUUAUGCUAUUGAUUUUUCUUUUAGCAAAGCAGGCGCUUAAAAAAGAAAGAGAGAGAAACACUCAACAACAUGUAUGUUUUCAACACUGCGGUCUAUGGAAACCCAGCUGGGGUAGGAGGGUGAGAGCUGGGUCUGAUCACUUAUCAUGGCCUCUGUCAGUCAAAAACAAAUGGAUCUAUGGCCAAACACGUCCCACAAAGUCUUUUUCUCCCUUAGGUUUUGGGUUUUUUUUUUCAGAUGGAAUAUUUUCUUGCCAAGCCAGAGACAACCCAAGCUGCAAGACCUGGAUUCUGAUUUUUGAACACUCCAAAGUUUGAGGAGUAUUUGGAUCUGGUUUGGUCCAUUAUCAUGACAGGAGCAUUGAUUCAUAUACUUUAGGGCCAGGAGAGACCAUUACAAUCAUCUGAUCUGACCUCCUGCAAAGCACAGGCCAUAGACUUUCACCCUAUGGUAACUGCAUCAAGCCCAUUCCUUCUAGCUGAGCUAGAACAUGUUUUUUACCUCGAGCAUAUUUGGGCCUGUCUCUGCCAUUGACCUGAUUCAAACAUCAAGCAACCCAAAAAAUCAGAGUUGUUUUGGUUCUGGGCUUUUAUUUCAGGCCCAUCACUAAUGGAAAUGGGGUUGACCUUGCAGGGAUUCUCAGGAGGAGUGUCUUGGGGACUGCGGCAGAAUGGGCAUUUGAAACAAGACCUCAUAGGAGGCACGGAAGGCGUAGUAAGACUUGGGACAAGUGGCUGCAGGAAUGGAUGCUAGCCAGGGUGGUUGCAAAGCAUCUACUGAAGAAGAGGUUUCCUUUGGAUGCUCCGGAGCCUGACCUGCCAUAGGGGAUGCCCCAAUUUACCUUUGCUUGCUUCUGUGGGCUCCAUGGCUUCUGCAAGAUGAAGAGGAAAAAAGAAGACCCCAGCGCAGAGCAGGAGACGUCAGUGUGAGACUUGUCCUGGGUGUGUCACAUUUACCCGCUCACUCACAUCGCUGGAUCCCAACCCUGGGUUGAACUUGAGACUUGCCUGGCUUGGAAAAAAGCUGAAGCUCAGAAAUGACCCUUACAGAAGAGCACAAACAGGCAUUAUCCUGGGUGCUAUGGUAGUUCAGCACAGAUCCCCAGUCUCAAAGGUGCUUGGCCUUGGACCACACAGCUCUCCGUGGCAGAGAGAGAUUUUUGUCCCUUUACUGGAUAAAAGUUCAUUCACGAGAAAGCUGUCCUUGUCUUGCUCGAAUAUGUCCCCUGGGACAGACUCUGAAGGAGAUUUCCAAAUCAAGAGCCAGGUCCUGCCCUCAGUUUCCCUGGAGUAAGUGGGCAGCAGGAUUUGGCUCUAUGUUUUUAAGUUGUCUCACUGGUGCACUGUCAACUGAAAAUGAACGAGCUGUAGAGUUUUUUUAGUGUCUCCCAAGCAAAUGUCUGUGUCUACAAGCAGCGGUUCCUAAUGCCUCUGGGACAUUUUGUGCUCAGAUGUGCUAGAUGGAGAUACCGUUAGGAAGUGGUGCAAACACACUGGGCUUUGAUUCUGCUCCCUCUUGCACCGAUGCAAAUCAGGAGUCACUCCACUGAAGUCAAUGGUGUUAGCCCAGUGGGAGAGCAGACUCAUGCCCCUUGUGUAUCUAUAUUAACUAUGGGAAGUGAAUUUUGCAGUUGGCCCCUUUUCUGUAAUGGGCUUGAAUCAAAAUCCCUGAACUCUAUGUGGAGAGAAGUUUGGAACUGGGAUCCAGAUCUCAGCUUUGGAGCUCAGGUCUAUCUCUGGUGUGUAUGCGUCCUCCAGUGGUUCUCCGCCUUUCCCUUAAUGGGUGCCCUCUUCCAAUCUAGCCAUUUAGCAAUCUGGGAAAGGCAGAAUGGCCACGACCCUCUGACACCUGUUCAUGUACAUGCGGUGGGUCGCAACCCCCAGGAUAAGAGCCCAUGUUCUCAAAGAAAUUCAUGCAGCUGACAGUCUGGAAAAUGCCAGUGUUCAAAUCGUUAACCUUUUUUACUGGCACUGCCUCACCUAAUCCAGGCAUAGCCAUUAGUGUUAGUGUAGUGCUGCAGUUUCAAAGGUUGUCCCUGUUUUCUCCCUCCUUGUCUGUACGUCUUUCCUACCUGCUGUUAAAGCCAUAUGGAAAUUCCCUGGGUGCUGUGCCUUUCAGGAGGUGUUGCAGACAGACUUUCCUCUUCAGGUACCCUGUUGUCACUGUGGAUCCCAGAAAGUACAGCUAUUUCAUGGCCUGAUCCAAAGAACAUUGAGGUCAGUAAAAACAACAAGGAGUCUGGUGGCACCUUAAAGACUAACAGAUUUAUUUGGGCAUAAGCUUUCGUGGGUAAAAACCUCACUUCUUCGGAUGCAGAGAGACACGGCUACUCCCUGAUACUUUGAGGUCAGUAGAAACUCUCCCUUUGAUUUCAGUGGGUUUGGAUCAGGACCUCACUCAGGAAGGUCUUCUUGUGGUAGUGUUGGAGAUGGGCUUGAAUCCAACCCUCAGCUCUGAACACCCCCCGGCCUUAUGGCACUGGAAAUCCAGAUCCAAAUUUAGCCCCUCAGACCCAGCUCUGGCUAAUUCAGGCAGCCUCAACCCUUUCACUCCUGAAUCUUUUGCUGCCACCUCCAAAAUGUGCAGCCCCUGAGGCUACUAGAGGUUUGCUCUUUUGAUGGUGGUGACUAGAAGGGAAUACCCGAUGAGGAUGGUCACACAGUAUUUGUAGCCCUUUCAGUCAGAAUAAACUGCAGCUGCUAUGGCUUUCGAGAACUGGUGUCAAGGCCUGAGCUGGGUAUAUGACAGAGUCAGAAAGACAGGCUGUCAACAUGACAGGCUGAGAUGGUAGCUAUGGAGAUCUGAGAAGGGGUUCAAAAUGGCUGCCUCAGGCAAGGCUGAUUCAGCCAGUAUUGCAACGGUAGUGGCUGUAGGGAGCCCUCAUGAACCCCCUCCUGCCCCAGUCAUCUCUGUAUGGAAAAGCCAGUGUGAGGUUCCUUGCUCAUGCUCCAGGGUUCAGUGGUGUGGAGUAGAAGCUGCUUUGAACUGAAUGAGAACUGAGUGGGGACCAGUUGGUCCCCCUAGAGAAUUGGGGUGCCUCUCCCUUUAAUAUAACCCUGGUUAGGGUAAAUUGCUGGCUCUUUGCCUCCUUCUGUGUAACAGAAAACCUCCAUUCACUUGGUCCUCUAAGUCCCUCAACAAACCCAUUGCACCAAUUCUGGAUACAUCUCCUAAGGCCCGAUUCCCACCAUGGAAUGGAACCAAGCCCUCAGAAUCGGUCAGGGCAGAGGAUCGGUAGUGGGAGAAGGUCAUGUGCUAAAUCAGGUGGAUGAGGUCUGGGAAGGGGGACAAGUGAAUGACGUUGCAUGGAACUGUCAACAGGCCUUCACUGCAGCCAGCCAAAGGCUUUGGGGGACAAUGUUAUUAAUAUUAAACAAAAAAUAGUAAUUGGGGCAAAACCACCAUUUCUUUUUAAAGAUCAAACAUGGAGGAUCAGGGGCACAGAGUGCCUUAGGGCGGUGGGGCCAGAGAUUGUUAAUGCUGUAACUCUGAUGCAAAAGCUUGCCUGGUAGGGUCUCUGAGGAAUGUUGUCUCCUGCUCCCCUUUAGGAAGGGCAGACAGGUAAAUCUUUAGGGGCCAGAUCCGUGGCCACUAUAAAUCAGAGGAGACUCAUUGACUUCAGUGGAGCUAUGCAGAUUUAUGCCAUCUGAGGAUCUGGCCCCGAGAAGAAUAAGUUGAGCUAACUCAGAAAACAAAUCCUUCCCCCACUUAUAAAACUCACUGACCUUUCCAGCGCUCAGACCGCUGCUGCGAGACCGGAUUUACGCUUGACAAACAGAGCUGUGUGUGCUGGUGACAAGCUCUCCUUUUGGGAAGAUUUGCUAGCUUGGCCGGCUACCAAAACCAACAUGGCCAUUAUUUUAUUGUCUUAUCCGAAGGGUUUAGCGUGAAACCUCUGCCCAGCAAGGAUGACCAAUAAAAGGAGACACAUGAGAUCAUCUCCUGGGAUAUAAGAAGAGCAACGAACUAAGCGGCUUUAAAUAAUCUUCAUCGGGUGCCAGUAGUCGGGGUUGCUCUAGGAGAUGGUUGAAUCACUUCAAACACUUCAAACACAAAACAGCUGGUAACAGACUAUAGCGAGGAGUCCAACUGCACCUGAUCUUGCUUAGUGAGUCAGUCUGGAAAGUUCACAUGCUGAGAAGCACUGUAUUUUCCCCAUGGAGCAUGAAGAAGAUACUCACACAAGGUGCUGUCUGGUUCAUGCACAUGAAGGAUCAAGCAUAGGGAAAGGACCCAACACUGAAAGCACUGGGGUCACACUCCAGAUAUAUAUGGCCCAGAUGUCGAGGGGGUUUUCUCAGUGAACUUUGGCAUGUCUGAGCCAACUUGUGAUGGUGGCCAUUUUGCUACUGCUUGAUGCGUUACAGGAGCCCAUCACUGGAGGCUGUUGGUCUCGUUGUCAUCUCAUUUCAGUGGUGGCAGAACGUUUAGCGGAAGACUGGCAUUUAGGCUUAGUUUGGGUAUCUAAAUCCCCUAGGAGGUUUAGCAAAUGGUCAUGUUUAAAUAUUAAACAUUACAGGCCAAAUCUUGGGGUCUCUCACCCAGGAAAAGCUUUCACUGGGUCAACGCCUCACUGGAAUGGAGCAUUUUCAAAUUCUAUUGGCUCCAGAGAGAGCCGAAGGUGCUCAACAUCCCUCAGGAUAUUGCCCCUUGACUGGGUGUUUUGCCUGAGUAAAGACUUCAGGAUUUGGCCCUGAAAUUCUUUCCGAUCAUUGACCCCAUAAUAAAGCAGAAGGAAAAGUGAUGCAGAGGACGAACACUGCCUCUGAGCAUCUCUAGAUGCCAAUAAAGAAAACUGGCUACAGCCGUAUUCUGGGUAGGGAUAUGCCCGUGCAGCUCCCACUGAUGCCAAUGGGAGCCCAAUAUAUGUAUCCAAAGCCAGGAUACAGCUGGAUAUUUCCUAGCACGGUUCUGAGUUUCUGCACAGCAAGAAGUGCUUGGCAGCCUGUGAACUUUCACUCCGUUUUCUGCACUGAGCAAGGGGGCGGGGGGUAGUUGUUUUGACUCAUCCCCAUUCAUUUUCAUCAAGGUCAGCUCAUCACCUCAUGCUCAGCUGAUUGUGUAACACACUGUGAGCAGUUAUAGCUCUCCAUGGAUACCAGAGACUAUCUUUACUGGCCUUCUACUUAUACAGAGCCAGAAGAGAACAGCAGUACUUGUGGCACCUUAGAGACUAACAAAUUUAUUAGAGCAUAAGCUUUCGUGGACUACAGCCCACUUCUUCGGGUGCAUAUAGAGUGGAAUAAAUAUUGAGGAGAUAUCUAUACACACAUACAGAGAGCAUGAACAGGUGGGAGUUGUCUUACCAACUCUGAGAGGCCAAUUAAGUAAGAGCUCCCUCUUUAGUGCAAGUGGCAGAGACUUGUGCAUUUGGUGCUGACGGACACAAAUUCAAUCCCUAUUUAGGACCAGUCUCUGUGUGGGUACAGCCCCUGUUCAUCGCAGCUAUAAGCUAUAGCAGUUAUUCUGGCAGCAGUAGUUUGUCCCAACUGAAGAUCAGCUGGCCGCAAGUCCCUGAGACCUUUCAAGUCAGAGGCAAGAGAUUUGCAGAUGAUCAUAGUCUGUUUCCUUUUUAGUAAGUUGGACCCCAUGUAAACUAAGAAUACUAAUGUUUUCUCCAGUGCGGCGAGUUUUAAUUGUUUAAUGGAGCACGAGGUGAAUAGCCAAGGUUACUGUUGUGGAACCUAGGCUGCUAGGAGCCUUUGAUUAUGGAGCCAUCAUGGCUUCAUAGUUAAGGUUCCAAAAUUAAUACACAUACCCUGAGACUCUGUAAAGAGCUAACAGCUUUACUGAAUCUAGCCAGCUUGGCUGGAGGUUUAUACAGUACUAAUUAAAUGCUCCUGAAAUGGGUCUUAUGUAAAAACUGGUAUGGGUGCUUCAGAGGUUUUCUCUCUAUUGUGGUUGUUCCAAAAUCUGGUCUGGAUGGAGGAGGGGGAUCUUUCCAGGACAAUACGGUAACCUAUUGAAUAUAUAUUGUAGACCACCAUAUGUCUGCUGAAUUUAUCUCACCUCAAGAAUUGCACCUGCCUCCAGCAAAGAGCUUCCUAGCUAGGCAUGGAUGAAUCUAGUAUGUAAAAUAUACAGAGACAGACACACACACACACACAUAUAUAUAUAUAUAAAAUUGAAAACGCAAUAAAUUACACAAGUACAAUAUGAAUGUUUAAAAGCUCAAGCUGCAGUUAUUUUUAAAGAGAACUUCCCAUGUAUGUGGAUAGAUAGCUCCCAAAGUAAUAAUAUGUUAUCCACGGUGGCUCCAAGCAAAAUUAUUUGCUCCUGGAUUGACCCCUGUGGUGCUCAUAAAUGGCUUGUGGCGCUUCUUGAUUCUCCUAUCGUAAUGACUUGACCUCUAGGUUGAUGGCUGAAGGUUCCUUCAUCCACACAUCAUUUCCCACCAGGCUCCAGCCCGGCGCUUUUCUGCAGCAAACCUGUCAACAAUCUGAACUUCCAAGCAGUUUGCUCUUUGCUAAUUGCCCAGGCUGAGAGUGGGGGCUGCCAACUAACUUCCACAUGACAAGUUUGCAGUGGGCAAAAAGUUAGAUUUUUUCCCCCCCAGUGGCAGCAUUUUAUUAGGAUACUGGACUCUUCCAAAACUGUGAAAGCUGGAAAGCUGACAGCUCUUGUCAAAGUACAAAUGAGCUCCCCAUCUCUCUUUCUCUUCCUCACCCACAUACUUGCACAAGCCCUGGCAUUUUUUAUAAGUAUAUAUAAGAAGCAUUUUGCUUCAGUGCCCAGAAUUUCCCUUGUUCCCAUACUUGUGUAACAUGCUUUAUGCUGCUUGUACAUCUGCCUUCCUCCUUUCCACCUCAGAGGUGACUGCAUUUCAGUGGGGCUAUAGAAAUGUAAAUCUUAAUACUACUACUACUACUAAUAAAUUAACAAUAAUGACAAACUAAUACAGAGCUAUUCAUCUAUAAAUCUCAAAGCACUUUACAAAGGAAGGGAAGCAUCAUUACCUCCAUGCUACUGAGGGGGAAACUGAGGCUCAGAGCAGGGACGUGACCUGCCCAAAGCCACCCAGGGAGUCAGUGGCAGAGGCAGGAAAAUAACCCAGGUGUCCUGACUCCCAGUUGUCCCUGUGAAGCUCUUUUGGAUCCUUUGGGUGAAAAGGGUGCUGUAGAAAAAUGUAAGGUUAUUUCUCUCUUUUUAUGACACAUUUGCUUUAAUAUCACUCCCAUCCACGCUGAAGUCUCUGUAUAAUUCUCCCCAUUAUAACAGGAGACUUAACUGUAACGUAACUCCCCGGAACAGUUUCAAAGAGAAGAGUUCUAUGCUAGCUACCAUCAUUGUUCCUCAGAAAAUGAAUGUUAUGCUCCUGAAAGAUGCAUUUGUUCCCACCAGAAAUAAUCCAUCUCUAAUCCUAUUACAGUGAAGGAAACCAUCCAAGUUUCUCUAAAUGAAAAUGGAAGGAUAUAUUUGAAACAGGCAAAUCUGCUCAUCUCUGCAAUGCAGCAAGCACUGAUGUGUGAAACUCCAUUGCUACACACCCCACUGGUCGCCUGCAGCCCUUGCCCAUGACCAGCUUUUCAGAUGACCCAGUGGGGACCUAUGAACUUAGCAAGGUGAUGUGCUCAUGGGAAUUUAGGAAACCAAAUAUGCAGCCCCCUUUCUGGGUAGUUGACAAAAUGUAUUUAAGUUAAAGGGCCAGACGCUCCACUGUUAUAAAUCAGCAUAGCUCCAAUGACACCAAUUUACUAGAGCUGAGGAUCUGACCCAAAAUGUCUUGAAAUUAAAAGGAAAACCAGCAUUGCUCGAUCUUGACAGUAGAGAGUCUGUAGUAGUGCUGAUGGUGUAGUCAAGGGGGAAACAGCUUUAAUGAUCAAAAUAACCAGAGCGUUGCCUUGGGCUAACUUCCAACAGAGGCAGUGUAUCCUCUUUGUAAAUAUUGGCCUACUUUGGAGCCAGAGAGUCUCCAGAUGUUUAUUUGCAUGACAAUAAGUGGGUAGGGGACCAAAAAAUGGUGUGUGUGUGCGUGGUGGGGUUUCAUCCCAAGUUGUUUUGUUUUUUAUCAGCAGAUGAUCUCUUGACAGAGGUGGUCUUGCCAAGGGAACUUUCACUGCAUUUAUUUAAGAUGAAGGAAAUAUUUGUGCAGUGAAUUGGAAGGGUACAGAACAUGCACAAAGAGUGAAGCCAAGAAAAAAGCUGCAGCUUGAACUCUUGAUGUGUAACAUAUUCCUGAAAGUCUUACUGAAGAUGUGCAAAAAGAACAGGGAUAUAGCCUAAUCCAGCCUUUCUCAAUCUGUGGUCGGGACCCCAGACUGGGUUGUGACCCCGUUUUAAUGGGGUCGCCAGGGCUGGCAUUAGACUUGCAGGGGUUAGGGGCCAAAGCCCAAGCCCCACCAUCUGGGGCCAAAGCCCGAGGACUUCAUCCUUUAGUGGCGGGGGUCAGGUCACAGAACCCCCACCUGGAGCUGAAGUCCUUGGGCUUUGGCUCCCCGGCCCAGAACAGUGGAGCUCGUUCUUUGCCUCCCCCCACCACCCCCCAUCUGGGGCAGCUGGGCUCAGGUGAGCUCAGUUCAGUGCUCCCUCCUGGGGUCAUGUAGUAAUUUUUGUUGUCAGAAGGGGGUCGCAAUGCAAUGAAGUUUGAGAACCCCUGGCCUAAUCUAAUCGGAUACACAUGCCCACGUGUCUAUAAUAUAUCAAGUUGGAAUCUCUUUUUUUUGUAAACUCCACAAUAGGAUUUAAGUCUUCAUUCCACCGGAACACUUUGCAAACACAAGCUUUUGGCAUUUAAUUGGAUUGGAACAGUAUCAGUGUUCUGUUUAUUAUAGCCAGAGUGAUUUCUGCAUUCCAGUGUGUAUCCAAUUUCUUUUAAGAUGAUCUAACCAAAGGUGCCCUUUUCUUUCUUGCACUUCUAGGGUGAUAUGGUGGGAUUAUGUUUUUUUAAAUGCACUUUACUCCCCCAUGUUGAGUUGGUGGCCCCAGUUAUCUUGCUCUUUAUGAUUAUGCACAGGAACAUCAGUAGGUAGUUAGGUGUGAAGAAAUCAGACAUCUGCACACCACUGUCUCGUCUGAUACCUUCUGGAACUGACAUGGUCCCCCAGUGAGUUCUUUGACCAAUAUUUUCAAAAGUGACUAGUGAUUUUGGGUCCCCAGCGUGAGUCACUUUAAUGAGUGCUGAGUUCCAGAGGGUGAAUACUCAGCACUUGCUGAAAAUCAGGCUCCCGUAAAGUGUCUCUAGAUGGGCAUUCAGAAUCACUAGUCACUUUAGAAAAUCCCUCCGCCCCCAUCCCCACUCAUCAGCAGAAUAGCCUUCCUGGCCCAUAUCUUGCAGUCCUUUGUGUUGAGCUGAACAGGAAUUUUGCCCUGAACAAGAACUGCAGGAUCCGGACGGUUAUUUGUAUCUCUUCUUUAAGGGUAAAAAGACAGUUGGUUAAGUACAAUGUAUAUUUAUUGAAUGUAUCUGUAUAUAAUUUGCACAGCCACUUUGUAAAGCAGGGGGACCACAUGGGUAACAUACUCAUGGACUUAAACCACUGAUAAUUAAACAGUCCUCACUAUGAAGUUUAUUAUAUGUAUAGAUUUAUAUAUAGGGUCACAUUUCACUCUCAUUGAUGUGGUGUAAAUGCAGAGUCUGUCCGUGUGUUCAAAUGUCUCAAAAAAACAAACAAACAAACAAACAAACAAAAACGUGUAGUACAGAGAUGGGCCUGAACUAACCCCUUGGAUCCAAGAACCCCAAAACUUCCACCAGGUUUGGGGAUGUUGGAGGGGCCUCAGACCCAUCUCUAGUGUCAGGGCAUGUAAACAAAAAGCAGAACAAAACAAGGAUAUAGUCACAGAAGACGCAACACUACAGCCCUGACUCACCCAGCAAAGCAUAUGCAUAAAUUUAAGCUUGUGCUAAAAAGCUUUGCUGGAUUGGAUCCUAAAAUACAACGGGCCUAAUUCACCCCUAAUGUAACCCCAUUGUUCUUCAGUGAAAUGUACAGUUACCCACACAUUUAAAGGUGCAGGACUGUCUUUGCAAUCUAUUAAGUGUCUCCCUAUUGUCCUUUUUUCUUUCACUGUCUGGAUUCCAUCAUAAAGGGACCUAACCAGACAUGUUCCUCAGGAGUCUCCCAGCCUCAGUAGCCAUAGAAACCAGCUAUUUUUAGUCUGUUUUUCAAGAUGCCAAUAAAUGACUUUUCUCUACUUUGGAAAGACAGAGGACCCGGUCAGCCUCAUGUAUUAAUGCAUGGUAAAUUAGUGUCUUUAAAAAGCCAUGCAAACUUCUUGUAAAGUACUGUAUAUUUAAGAAGAAAAAUAAAUGUGAAACUUGUUAAUAGGAGAGUAUAUAAACAUGCACAGUAGAUUAUUCACUUGCUAUUAUAUUUCCUAUCUAAGAAAAAUAUUUGUAAUACUUUUUAGAGCCCUCGCUUUAGAGUAUAGAUUUUAUAGAUGUCUGGAGAUAAAGAGUAUUUUUGGUAUAUGACAUGUUUUGCUUUCUCCUUCUCAAGCUGCUUGCUUAAUCCCUGCCCCAGACAUACAUUGGCAGUGUUUGGAAAUUAAAUCAAUGCCUGUGAGAAUGCAAUCCUAUUAAAAAUCCCCAAACAAUGACUUUGUUUUCUAGGAUUUCAUUCAUGUUUGAAGCUGGAGGCUUUUCAAACAGGACUGAGAAACAAAUUUGUAUGAUUAAUUGUCAGGAUGCAUUUUAAUGAGUGACAGUGGCUUAGCAUUCUACAGCCAAAUUCAAUAUGCAAAGGGAAAUAAAUGUAGCGGGAUAGAGGAUCUGUUUCCUUGAGGGUUUUCUUAAAACCAGUCACAGCUGCAGGAAUUAUUUAGGUCCCAGACUUGCAAUGCAAUGCAAUGUAACGGGGCAGACCUUUGCACCCAUGCAGAGUCCCAUUGACUUCAGUGGUACAAUAAUACUGGCACCAAAGUCCACCCACAUACAUCACAUUGCAGGACUGAGGCCUUGGUGGUAUUUUCCCACAUGCUUGGUAUGACUUGAUUAAAAUUAUGAGUAUAUACCUUGUACAGUAUUUUUGAAUACCCUAAUCUUAUACACCCUUCCUACAGAUCACACAAGCCUUGUGGUGGGAAAACUCUGGUAGGGCAAUGGUGCUGUGCAAGCCACCCUUCAUAGACUGUCUGAUCCUGCAAAGGGCUGAAUGUCUUCGGCAAGGUGCUGCUUGCCUCUCAGCUCCCACUGACUUCAACGGGAGCUGAAGGCACACUCUGUAUCUUGCAGGAAGUACUGAGGAUACCUUGCAGCAUUGGCGGCAUAGAAACACAGGGCCAGAUCCUCAGCUGGUGUAAAUCAAUGUAGCAGGAGGAUCCAGCAUUGGUAGCUGGGUUAGGAAAAUCAUCCUGGAAUCAGAUCAAUAAAACUCUCGCGCGUGAUGAUGACCAAAGUGAUUUUCUUUAUACACUUACCAGGUAUCCUAGGGCUAUAUAUACAUGGAGCCCAGUCACUUGUGCUGUAACAUAUUGAGUUUACAAGACUGCAUUAUAAAUUAUAGAUGCAUAUCAUGUCUGUAUCUUGCACUGAAAUACCUGCUUAUCGAUCUGUCUCCUGCUGAUUAAUUUUCUUUACUGACUAGGCCCUUUUUUGGAAGCAGCUAACCGGCUUUGUUUCUGUUCUUUUGUAUGUCUCUGAAAUCUAUGCACCUGGAGUAAGCACUUUCUUGUUCUAACUGUAAAAGCAUGACUGGGAAAGCAGGUAUGUUAAUUGCUGUAAUAAAGAGACUUUAUAAUA
Messenger RNA from Malaclemys terrapin pileata, 11880 nucleotides. RefSeq names its product BLACAT1 overlapping LEMD1 locus (gene BLACAT1). The transcript has 4 exons. Lineage: Eukaryota; Metazoa; Chordata; Testudines; Emydidae. The record is from RefSeq and is a predicted model, not a curated record. The coding region runs from base 1028 to 1129 and encodes 33 amino acids.